AUGGUGGGAGAUGGACAAGAUAUCCGAGUAUGGAUUGAUCCUUGGAUCGAAGACAAUGGAACAAGAUGCCCAUGGAUGAAACACCCAUUAAUAAACUUAGAUCUUAUGGUUAGUGACCUUAUCAUAGUGGAAACAAGGUCAUGGGACAGAUCAAAGCUAGAAGAUCAGUUUUUCCAAGGAGAUGUGGAGCGUAUCUUGAGCAUAAAACCAGCGGUUCACUUAGCUGAUUUCUGGUCCUGGAAAUUCAAUAGAAAUGGUGAUUUCUCUGUAAGAUCAGCCUAUUGGUUAGCUUGUCAAUUUAACAAGACAGAGGUACAGUUGGAAGCUGAAGUGCAACCUUCUUUUAAUGGAAUUAAGGAGAAAGUCUGGUUUCUGCAAACAGCUCCAAAGAUUAAAACUUUUUUGUGGCGAGUUCUGUCAAAUGCUCUCCCUGUGGCUGAUAACAUUUUAGCUAGAGGAAUGAAGAUUGAAGCUGAGUGUCAAAUUUGCGGUUUUGAUGGUGAGUCCUCAAACCAUGUCUUGUUCACUUGUUCACUAGCUCGCCAGAUUUGGGCAAUGACAGAUUUUCCAUUUCCUGAAAAUGGGUUUCAUGUUGAAUCGGUCCAAGUCAAUAUCCAUUACCUUAUGAUGAUGAGCAAAAAUAUCAGAGUUCCUCUGGUUAUAAGGCGAUGUUUCCCUUGGGUCCUAUGGUUUCUAUGGAAAAACAGAAACAAGUUUAUCUAUGAAGGGGUCAUUUUCAGAGCUAAUGUUACUAUUGAUAAAAUUUUGAAGGAGGUCAAGUCUUGGUUUCUGUCUCAACAUGUCAACAGGGAAGUUGAUGGAAGGGAAGAGAUUAGAAGAAAAGGAGAGAAGGAUCACUGGAAGUUGCCUUCUCUGCCUUGGUUGAAGUGUAACACAAUAGUGGUGUGGGACAAAAGAAGUAAUGUAGCAUGGUGCUCAUGGGUUUUACGAAACCAUGUAGGGACUGUUUUACUUCAUAGUAGAAGAUCCUUCUCUACUAUUGGAAGUCUGUUUGAGGCCAAAAUGGUGAGUAUGCUCUGGUCCUUAGAGAGUUUAACUUUACAUAGGGUUGAUAAAGUGAUUAUAUCAGCGGAGGAGGCUGAUAUUUUGGGUAUAAUGAGAAGACCACAUGAGUGGAUUUCUUUUAAAGCUCACUUUUGGGAGCUUAACAGGUCGUUAGUGAAGUUAGCUAAUUGGAAGGUGGAAGUUGUGUCACGAGCAGCCAAUAGAGGUGCUUUUCUGAUUGCUCAAAGUGCUUUGAAGGAUCGAUUUUAG
Messenger RNA from Microthlaspi erraticum, 1275 nucleotides. Lineage: Eukaryota; Viridiplantae; Streptophyta; Magnoliopsida; Brassicales; Brassicaceae. The record is from the annotation of a GenBank genome assembly.